Messenger RNA from Mangifera indica (mango), 3891 nucleotides. RefSeq names its product regulator of telomere elongation helicase 1 homolog. Bases 74 to 3151 code for a protein of 1025 amino acids. Gene Ontology annotation, cellular component: nucleus. Gene Ontology annotation, molecular function: DNA helicase activity; ATP binding; hydrolase activity, acting on acid anhydrides, in phosphorus-containing anhydrides. NCBI's taxonomy places the organism in Eukaryota, Viridiplantae, Streptophyta, Magnoliopsida, Sapindales, Anacardiaceae. The transcript is spliced from 23 exons. The record is from RefSeq and is a predicted model, not a curated record. Gene Ontology annotation, biological process: negative regulation of DNA recombination; negative regulation of t-circle formation; regulation of double-strand break repair via homologous recombination.
GUUACUAGGGUUUAUAGCAAAAUCCAACCAAACUUUGCCCUCACUUACUCGGAAUCCAAACGGAGAAAGAACAAUGCCUACUUACAAAAUCAGAGGUAUUGAUGUAGAUUUUCCGUACGAGGCAUACGAUUGCCAACUCGUUUACAUGGACAAAGUCAUACAGUCUCUGCAAAAUAAAUGUAAUGCACUGUUGGAGAGUCCUACUGGAACUGGGAAAACGUUGUGUCUUCUCUGUGCCACGUUGGCUUGGAGGAAGAGUUUGGGUGAUUUCAAUACUUCCAGGACUGAAAAGGGUGAACAGGUUGCUGGGAGCCAGUCAUUGGAGGGUUUGUCACAAUCCAAGGCAUCUAAGCUUCCUAAAAUAGUUUAUACAUCACGCACUCACAGCCAACUCCGGCAAGUGAUUCGAGAGCUAAAAAGAACUAUCUACAGGCCCAAAAUGGUUAUAUUAGGAUCUCGAGAGCAAUUUUGCAUCCAUAAGGAAGUCAGUUUGCUUCGUGGAAGUGCACAAAACAAUGCCUGCAGAUUCCUUUGCAAAAAGGGCUCAAGGCGUUACUGCAGUCACCAUAAUCGCACUGCCAAUUAUUUGAAGAACAAUCUUCACAUUGGAGAUGAACCUAUUGACAUAGAGGAUUUGGUCAAUAUUGGACGACAAUUUGGACCGUGUCCAUAUUUUCUAUCCAAAGAGCUCCACUUGGUUGUUGAUAUCUUAUUUGCACCCUAUAACUAUCUUAUUGAUCCUGGGUAUAGAAGAGGUCUUGGCCUGAACUGGGAGAACAGUAUACUUAUAUUUGAUGAAGCUCACAACCUGGAAAGUUUAUGUGCAGAAGCAGCCUCCUUUGACUUGCAUCCUGGGCUUCUUACAGCUUGCAUCUCUGAAGCAAAUAAUUGUAUUGACCUUUUGUCAAAUAGGGAACAUUCAAAUGAAAAAUUGUCAAAGCCUGAAGAUUUUGCUGUUCUUAGAGCACUUCUUCUGAAGCUUCAGAAGCAAAUUUCUGAGGUGCCCAUUAAUUCCAAGGAGUUGGGAUUUACUAAGCCAGGGCCAUACAUCUAUGAACUACUUGCUGAUCUGAAUAUCACAAAAGAAACGGUCUCUAAGCUCAUUGAUAUAAUUAAGUUCGCUGUUGAACUUCUUCAAGAAGAUAAGCUGCAGAAGGGGUUGGACAAUGCCUGCAGGCUACAGAGCAUUAUUGACAUCCUGAAUAUUAUCUUUAGAGAUAACGGGAUUGCUCAUGCAACAUUCUAUCGUGUUCAUGUGCAGGAAGCCGACACAAAUGCUGCAGAUGUUUUGAAAGGUAAGGCUUCGAGGACCCUCAGCUGGUGGUGCUUUAAUCCUGGAAUUGCAAUGCAAGAGUUCUCUGUGAUGGGUGUUGGCUCUAUUAUAUUGACUUCUGGGACAUUGUCACCUAUGGAUUCAUUUGCACAGGAAUUGAAAUUGGAUUUCCCUGUGCGAUUGGAAAAUCCUCAUGUCAUAUCCUCAAAUCAGAUAUGGGCUGGAGUUGUACCUACUGGUCCUUCGGGUUACUUUUUAAAUUCCUCUUAUCGGAAUCGAGAUUCUCUAGAAUACAAGCAAGAGCUUGGAAAUGCAAUCGUCAAUAUUGCUCGUAUUGUACCUGAUGGACUCCUCAUAUUUUUUCCAUCAUAUUAUCUUUUGGACCAAUGCAUUGGGUGCUGGAAAAAUAUGAGUCAUGGAAAUUUAACAACAAUAUGGGAAAGAAUCUGCAAAUAUAAGAAACCUGUUGUGGAACCGAGACAAUCGACAUUGUUUCAAUUGGCAAUUGAGGACUAUAUGGCUAAGUUGAGGGACCCCUCAACUUCUGGUGCAGUAUUUUUUGCUGUAUGUCGUGGAAAGGUGAGUGAAGGAUUGGAUUUUGCUGACUUUGCUGGAAGAGCUGUUGUCAUUACUGGUAUGCCAUUUGCUACACUGACUGAUCCUAAGGUUCGUCUGAAACGUGAGUACUUGGAUCUACAGGCACAAUCACAGAGACAAGGAUAUAAGGGGCUAAAGUUGCCAGUCCUGACUGGAGAAGACUGGUACAAUCAACAAGCAUCACGGGCCGUAAAUCAGGCUAUUGGACGUGUGAUUCGUCAUCGCCAUGAUUAUGGGGCAAUUAUCUUUUGUGAUGAAAGGUUUGCACAUUCAAAUCGCCAAUCUCAAAUAUCACGUUGGAUACAGCCUCACAUCAAGUGUUACUCCAAAUAUGGGGAUAUGGUUUUUAUGCUCACCCGGUUCUUCCGAGAUGCAGCAAUUUCUUUACCUACAAACCUCAAGUCAAUAAAAAUUAAAGACAUGGGAAAUGAAAGAGAAACACAAUAUCCCCUGGAUAAAUCCUACCCAGAAAAGAUUCUUACUCUGAGUGCAGCUGUGGAUCGAUCUUACAUAUCUUCUUCUGAAGUCAAAAGAAGCAACAGUUCAAGCCACCUUGAAGUGCUACCUGCCAAUCGCUCAUCCCUCAGUCCUUUUCAAGCUUCUAAUUUAAAAGGUUCAAGUGACCUAGUUCAUUAUGAGAAAAAAAUGUUACACUUUGGGAGGAAAAUUACACAAUUGCAAAAUCAUGAAGUGAUUGAUUUAUCUGGUAAUUCUUUAUUGGAUAAAAAGCCAAGGAAAGAGGAAGCAAUAGCCCCUUGUUCUAUUAAGAAGCGUAAAUUACUAAAUACUGAGCUUGAUGCGUGUAUUUCAAAUGCCACUGAAAUUGCAUCUGGUGCUGAAAGUUCAGAAUUAAGUUACCCUCUUUAUAGAACUUGUUUAGGGAAACAUGAAAAACCACAGAUUUCUGAUAGUAGAAGCAGGCUAAGCGCUGAAGUUUCGGCAUUGCCAUGUAAGGUUGAUGGUACACUCCAGAGGGGAGAUGGUGAGUUUCUCAGUCAGAAAAGUGAAGCUGAUCAAUCUAGUGUUAGUGGUGAUGAGAAAACAAAAGGAUCUUCAUUUCUUAUUCAGGUUAAAAAAGAACUCAGUGCUACGGAAUAUAAAGAAUUUGUUGGGUUUAUGAAGGCACUGAAGUCUAAGGCAAUGAAAAUUGGUCAUGUUCUACAAUCAAUUGCAGAUUUAUUCUCUGGGCCUGAGAGGCUUCCUCUUCUGAGAAGCUUCAAGGAUUAUGUCCCUGCAAAGUACCAUUCUAUAUAUGAGCAGUACCUUCCUACAAAUGGUUGAAUUCUCCAUGAUAAGACAAGGAACCCUAAACAAGACCCUGAAAGGCUUUUGGUCUAAUCGAUUUUGUGUGAGAAGUAAGCUACCUUGGCUUGAAGGAUUUAAGGCUUGCCAGCCUUAAAUGACACAAAGUAACGGAAUGUCUGGCUUGCUUUAUCCAUUGUCCGAACUAGUGUGCCACUCUCAUCUCAUGGUAAGAGACCAUGUUCAUAAAACAAUAUGUUCAUAGAUGUAAUGGAAGAAGAUUAGGUGUAAAGAUCUUCAUUGAUCUUACUCACAGCCCUUAUAAUGCAAGAGCUAUUUGGGUUGCUGGCUCACCACAAUGAUGCAGAAGAAGGGAUCAAUGAUUUUGGUUAAUUUCACCAGGUACUCGCAUAUAUUUAUUUCUUAAGCUGAUAUUGUGGUGAAAUAUUUUGAAGUCUGAUGUUCCUUCCUGUAAUAUUUCAGACUACCAGGGAAAGGAAGGAUUUCAAAGUAUACUAAGGGAUAAAAAAAAGCAUUGUGGCUGCUUAUAUUACUAGUAUUAGAAAUGUUUAAUGCGUAGAUGAAGAUACAAGUUAAUACUUGAUAAUAGAGCUACAUGUUCCUACAAUGAUUUGUCAUAAGAGACCACUUAACUUCCUUUUCUUCUAGGCCCUUGAGAAAGUUUCUUUUUUGGUACAACCCACCAAUAAAACCAUGUUAUUGUAAAUAAUAAAAUUAUUAUACAUAUUUUGAGUAUAUAAAAUAGGUAUACAAAUGUA